GGAAGUUGCACCUAUGAAGGUGAGUGAUCAUAUACUUGAACUGAAUAUAGCUGAGAAAUGAUAUUCACUACUGGAAACCUAAAGUCUUCUCAUCCAUUUUCCUUUGAAAUUUUUGUAGGGGGAGAGGCAGCGGUGGAUGACUCAAAUUCGGGCAAGUGGUGUGUAGCAAGCCCUACAGCAAGUGAUGAUCAGCUACAAGCGAACAUUGAUUUUGCUUGUGGAAAGGUAGAUUGUAGCAUUAUAAGGUCUGGUGGUGCCUGUUUCGAGCCCAACACUAUCCAGAACCGCGCCUCAGCUGCCAUGAAUCUUUACUAUCAGCAAACGUAUCAGGCGGAUACGAGUUGUGAUUUCAAUGGCAGUGGCAAUAUUGUCAGAACCGAUCCAAGUUAUGAUGAUUGCAAAUUCAAGUGUAACUGAGGCAAGAUGAAGUGACUACUCUUGUUGCAGGAUUCAAG
Messenger RNA from Argentina anserina (silverweed cinquefoil), 455 nucleotides. RefSeq names its product glucan endo-1,3-beta-glucosidase-like. The transcript is spliced from 3 exons. Lineage: Eukaryota; Viridiplantae; Streptophyta; Magnoliopsida; Rosales; Rosaceae. The record is from RefSeq and is a predicted model, not a curated record. The coding region runs from base 58 to 417 and encodes 119 amino acids.